Musca domestica (house fly) is the source of this 2542-nucleotide messenger RNA. It is a transcript of the gene Sec63, whose product is annotated as translocation protein SEC63 homolog. Gene Ontology annotation, cellular component: Sec62/Sec63 complex. Gene Ontology annotation, biological process: SRP-dependent cotranslational protein targeting to membrane; post-translational protein targeting to endoplasmic reticulum membrane. The record is from RefSeq and is a predicted model, not a curated record. Gene Ontology annotation, molecular function: RNA binding; transmembrane protein transporter activity. The coding region runs from base 242 to 2497 and encodes 751 amino acids. Lineage: Eukaryota; Metazoa; Arthropoda; Insecta; Diptera; Muscidae. The transcript has 5 exons.
AACAAAAUGAAGAGAACAUAAUUUGUCGUGUGGCUGGAUGGAGAAAAGAAAAGUUUAUUUUUUUAGUGAAGUGUAGCUUAAAAUUUAAAUUUUUUACAAUUACCAGCUUCGUUUACAGUAUUUAUUGCGUUUCGUACGCAAGACGCUUCGAUACAACAUUAUUUGGGUAAUAAAACUACGUGUUCAACAAGUAGUAGUGGAAUUUGGUAAAAAAGCGGCCUAAAAGGGGUAGCCAACAGCUAUGGCUGGUCAGAAAUUUCAAUAUGAUGAGAGUGGCGGAACAUUCUAUUAUUUCCUAUUAUCGUUCCUGGCACUCGUCCUAAUACCAACAACCAUUUACUAUUGGCCACGAAAAAAGAAAGAAGAUCCCGAAAAGAUCAGAGAAGAAUGCCAGUGCCCGGAUUGCUUAAAAAAGAAAGCCAUUCUGGCAGCUGCCGAACCUUAUCGAGCCCUAAAGAAUCUGGCAAUAAGACUGGCACUUGUAUUGGGCUGGGCGCUCUUGAUAUUCCUGGCAUAUCGUGUUUCCCAAUUCGACUACGAAAUGGCUAGUUUUGAUCCAUUCGAAAUCUUGAAGGUAGAACCGACGGCUUCCAAGGCUGAAAUCAAGAAAGCCUACCAUAAAUUGUCACUUGUCCUGCAUCCGGAUAAGGAGACUGGUGAUGAAAAGGCCUUUAUGAUGCUGUCCAAAGCCUACCAGGCAUUGACGGACGAAGUUGCCAAAGGCAAUUAUGAAAAAUAUGGUAAUCCCGAUGGUCCAGGUGCUAUGUCAUUUGGCAUUGCCCUACCCUCAUGGAUAGUUGAAAAGGAAAAUUCCGUUUGGGUUUUGGGUCUCUAUGGUCUCAUAUUUAUGGUUGCCUUACCCUCCGUUGUGGGUAUGUGGUGGUACCGUUCAAUUCGUUAUUCUGGGGACAAAGUUUUGUUGGAUACAACGCAAAUGUAUUUCUAUUUCAUCCAUAAAACCCCGCACAUGUUGCUAAAGCGUGCUUUGAUGGUAUUGGCAGCCAGUUUGGAGUUUGAUAAACGCCACAAUUCCCAAGUGGUUGAACGUCAAUCGGACAAUGAAGAAGUUCCUGCACUGAUCCGUCAACUACCGAAUUUGAAUGAGAAAUGCAAAGAACACCCAUUGUGUCGCAUGUAUUCCAUAAAAGCCCGAGCAAUUUUACAUGCCCAUCUAUCGCGAUUACCGCUUAAUCCCGAAACCCUUGAAAAAGAUCGCCAAUUCAUUGUUAAGAAAUGUCCAUAUCUAGUGCAAGAAAUGGUAUCAUGUGUCCAUCAAUUAGUAAUGUUGGCUUACGCUAGACGCGUACCACGUUUACCCAGCAUUGAGACCAUUGAGAAUUGUAUGAAAAUGUCACCAAUGAUUAUUCAAGCACUGUGGGAGUUUAAAUCACCUCUACUUCAAUUGCCACAUGUCACCGAUGACCAUUUGUAUUUUAUGAACAAGAAACGACACAUUAAAAAUCUUCAACAAUUCGCCCAAUUGGCACCGGAGGAAAGUCGUCAGCUAUUGAAGAGCUUGAGUGAUUUUGAAUACGAGAAUGUAAUGAAAGUUUUGGGAAAAAUGCCACUAAUUGACUUUUCAAUACGCUGCGAAGUUAUCGAUGAUGAAAACACAAAUGUGGUCACAGCUGGUGCUAUCGUUACGGUUACGGUCACUCUGAUACGCAAGGAUAUGAAGACAUUAUUUGGUGACUCAAAGGUGCCACAAAAGCAGGGCAUUAAGGAUGAUGAACAGGAACAAGCUGCUGGUGAUGAGGACGGUGAAGCUGUCAAUGCAGCUCCCGUUAAAAAAGCCUCCGCAUGGGCUAAACCACGUAAAGGCAAGGGAGGAAAGGGAGGCAAAAAGCCUGCUGCCAAUCAGAAAAAGAAACAACCACCACCAACUAAAGCUGCUGCGGCUGCAGCCGCUGCUGAAACGCAACAACAAAAUGAUUCAGAGGCUGAUUCAGAUGCCGACGCCAGUGAUGUCGAGGAGAAAGAAUCAAUUUCGGACAGUGAUGAAGAGAAUGAGAAACAAACCAAGAACAAUUCAUCUUUGGAUGAUGACGAUGACGAAGAAUGGGAAAGAUUACAAGCCAAAUUGAAUAAACGCGAAAAACUCGAAGGCAAAUCACGCAUAUCGCACACAGUACACUGUCCCUAUUUCCCCGAAGAGAAACAGGAAUACUGGUGGACAUAUAUCUGUGAUCGUAAAUCACGCACUCUACUGACAGCACCUUAUCAUGUCACAAAUUUGGUCGAAAGGGAGGAAAUUCAAUUGAAAUUUACAGCACCACGUUGGCCCGGUGUUUACACGUUUACCGUGUGUCUGCGAUCAGAUUCAUAUCUUGGCAUGGAUCAGCAACAAGAGCUUAAAUUGGAUGUUAAAAAGGCGCCAGCACCACCCACAGAUCAUCCCCAAUGGGAUCUCAGUGAAUCGGAACAUGAAAAUAAUGAUCAACCAGAAAACUAUGACGACUAUACGACUGAUACUUCAGACGAAGAAGAUUCCGAGUAAAAUCCAUUUGUUUUGGACAAAAACCCACCACCACCAACAAAAACA